AUGUCAGAUUCCGAGAUGGACAGAAGUCCAGUGUUAACGAAACGGGCUAGAGAAUCCAGCGUCAAUGAGGAACAGCUGUUACCACAACAAGUCGACCCAAAAGAGCAAGUCAGCUUGAUCAAGCAGUUGCAGGAACAGCAUUUGCAAGACGGCACAACGUGGUGCUUAAUCUCAAAGGCAUGGUAUAAUCGAUGGCAUCAAUACUGCGCUCGUAUGAGCAGCACACAACCUGAAGUCAGGCUCAUUGGCCAAGGAUCCCCUCCAGGUCCCAUCGACAAUCGCACCAUCCUUCAAAAUGGCAGACUUGCGGAAGAUUUAGAGCUGGAUGAAGACGUCUUUGCUGUGCCAGAGGAGGCAUGGAUAGAGUUAGUUGCUUGGUAUGGCUCCAGAGACGACGCAGAACCUAUUCAGAGACUGGUCAUCACCAACGACGACGGAAAGACAGUCGACAUGUAUCCUCCCCAGUUCAAGCUGUAUUUGAUCGAGAGCAGCAGCAGCCAUCCAAGCCAGCUGACGCGUUGUCCUAUCAUCACUCUCUCCCAGAUCAGUACUGUCGCUGAUUUCGUCAAUGCUGUCAAAAAUGCAUUUGAUCUCGCACCCGACACAGACAUGCAAGCAUGGAUCCUCAAGAACGAGCCAGACACUCUAUCUGUACCCAAUGUAUCUGCUCAAGUGGUGAAUCAAGCAACCAGCUGGGAUUUGGAUCAGCAAGACGCAACAUUGACUUUCUCUGGUGCGUCGCUUGUCGCUGUAGAGGUCAAAGAUAAAUCCACAGGUAAAUUCCCAUCUGAUCAGCAACAGCCCACCACCAAAAACAGCGACUCGUCUUCUGUCUCAUCUGCUUCGAGCUUAUUUGCCAAUGGAUUCAACAAUUUGACAACAUCCUCAUCCACCACGUCGCCUCCUCCUCCUCCUCCUCCUCGACACACACGUGGUGUAUGUGGCCUGCAAAACUUGGGCAAUACCUGUUUUAUGAAUUCAGCACUACAAUGCCUCAGCAACACACCUCAAUUGACAAAGUGGUUCUUGGCUGGCAAUUACAAGACAGACCUAAACAGAGACAACCCACUGGGCAUGAAGGGACAAGUGGCAGAGGCCUAUGGCGAGUUGGUACAGCACCUGUGGAGUGGUACAGCUGGCUCAUUUGCACCUCGAGAUUUCAAGUAUACCAUUGGACGCUUCAACUCAUCCUUCAGUGGAUAUCAACAACACGAUACACAGGAAUUACUGGCAUUUUUGCUGGAUGGCCUUCACGAAGAUUUGAAUCGCAUCAUCAAGAAGCCUUACAUUGAGCUACCUGAUUUCGAUGGCAUGAAGGAUGCUGAAAUUGCCCAAAAGAGUUGGGAUUAUCACCGUGCUAGAAAUGACUCUGUGAUUGUCGAUUUGUUCCAGGGCCAAUUCAAAAGUCGAUUGAUUUGUGAAGAGUGCAAAAACGUCUCUGUCACUUUUGAUCCAUUCAUGUAUUUAUCCUUGCCAUUACCAAUCAAGAAAAAGAGCAAGACCAGCAUUGUUUAUGUUCCCUAUGAUCCUUCGCAGCAGUUACAAAAGAUGGUCGUGACCCUGAGCAAAGAAGCCAGCAUUGCCCACUUGCAAAAGGAGGUGGCCAAGAUGAUGUCUGUGGACGAUCCCAAUACUCUGUUGGUGGUUGAACUCUUUAGCCACAAAAUCUACAAGGUGUUCCCUCAAUAUGAACCUGUAGCUACCAUUGGCUCUUCUGAUAUCAUAUACGUCUACCAACUUCCUGGCCCAGUGCCUCCCCUCCCCAAGAAGAAGGCUAGAUAUUCUUACAACCGCUAUAGUCAGUUGGAGGACGAUCAUGAAGUGAGCCAGCCCAUUGAUGAGAAUCAGUUGAUUGUGUUUCCCGUGUACUGUGCCACGGUGACCAAGACUGACACGUAUUCCGGUGAGCGUAUCGACCAAUUCGGCGACCCUAUUAUCCUCGCUGUGCCUCGCAAAGAUGCCAACAAGUUUGAUGUACUCUAUCAUCUGGUAUCAGCCCAUGUGGAACGCUAUACUCAGUUUAAGUUGUUUGAAGAAGUCAAGGAGGAUCAGCAGCAAAGCGUAUCAGACAACGAGUCAUUGGAGAAAGAGUCGCAGACACUUGAAGACAGCGAAAGUUUUGACAAUGAUGAUGAACAGCCUCCUGGUUAUGACACUGUGAUUCAACAAGAGCAGCAAGAGCAAGAACGACAAGAUGAAAUCACGGAAUUGGAGUCUACUACUGUAUUGGAAGGCCAAGAUGACAUGGAUAUUGAUACUGCUGCACCCAACCGCAACAACUUGAUUCAUACAGCUGCUGCUGUCACUGCUGCUGGUGGAAAGAAGAUUGAGCCCAUGAGCAACCUGUUUGCUGUCAAGGUCUUCUCUGCUCCUCGCUCGUACUCUCGUGGUCUUGAGGAACUCUUGCCGAGUGUACAGAGCUGGAAUGGUUUGGUCGAUCUUGCUGAAAGAGUCAAGGCCGAGCAAGAACAGCUCGAAGCGUAUUUAAAGCAACAAGAUGAAUCUUCCUCUGAUGACGAACAAGUUGAAGCACAGGAAAAGGAUACUGACAUGGAAGACUCCAUAAUACUACCUUCUCGCAUAGAAGAUGAGGAUGAAGAUGACCAAGUAGAGGAUGCCGCUGCCUUGUUUUCUGCCAACAACCAACCUGAUGCUGAUGACCGUGAUUCCAUGGACAACGUAUCCUUCCGCUCUGACAACAGCGACCGAUUCUCCUCCAACAGCAACAGGCCAUUAUCCCCUCUGAUUGCGCCAGCACCGCCCUCGCAUUCUGCCCCUCCACCAGUUUUGCCCAAGCGAAAGGUCGCCUGUCCCCCCAGCACCAUCAUUCGACAAGGAGAAGGCAUCCUGUUGGCAUGGACACCCAAGAAGGCACAGCAACUUUUUGGUGCUGCUCGUCACCAUAGCAACGACAGUGGUGUUUGCACAGAUGCUUGGAACGACAUGCAUGAUUUAGGAGAUCCCAACGAUGAGGACAUGACUGCCCAGCAAAAGAAGCAAGUGACCUUGUCUGAUUGUUUGGACGAAUUUACCAAGGAAGAAGAGUUGAGUGAAGAGGAUCUCUGGUACUGUCCCAAGUGUAAGAAGCAUCAGCGUGCUACAAAGAAGUUUGAUUUAUGGCGCAUGCCUGAAAUCAUGGUGGUCCACUUGAAGCGAUUCAGUCAUUCACGUACUUGGAGAGACAAGAUUGACGCUCUGAUCGAUUUCCCCACAUCAGAAUUAGACUUGACGGAUCGUGUGUUGAGCAUUGAGGAUCAUGCCAGUGUCAAGGAUGAAGAUAGGCUUGUGUAUGAUUUGUACGGUGUGGAUAACCAUUAUGGUGGAUUGGGUGGUGGCCAUUACACAAGUUUUGCUCAAAACUUUGAGGAUGGGUAUUGGUACAAUUUCGAUGAUUCGCACGUCAGCAAAGUAGAUGUGAAUGAUGUCAAGACAACAGCAGCCUAUCUUUUGUUUUACAAGCGUAGAAGGCCUUUGAAUGAGGACCCCACGAGAACAGUAGAGGAAAUCCUCAAGGAGGCGCAAGAAAAGCAGCAGGCUGCCGAGUUAAAGGAACAGCUUCAUCAACCAGAUGAGCCCAUUGUCGAAUUUUCAAAUCACAACACUGUAGCAGGUUACUCCUCGUCCGAAGAAGAACAAGAUGAUUAUGCCGAGAUGAACCACCAUGAGCCAGCACAGCCGUCUGACAGCCUUGUCACUGAUGUCACUGAUAUAACACCUUCCUUUAAAAUGCAUCAGCAACAAGACCAGGAGAAGCUAGUGAAAGAUUCAGACAGUGUCAAAUCACACGAUUUGUAA
Molecule: messenger RNA, 3795 nt
Organism: Mucor velutinosus
Lineage: Eukaryota; Fungi; Mucoromycota; Mucoromycetes; Mucorales; Mucoraceae
Product: Ribosomal_L14e domain-containing protein
Exons: 5
Coding region: 1-3795 (1264 amino acids)
Biological process (GO): protein deubiquitination
Molecular function (GO): cysteine-type deubiquitinase activity
Source: RefSeq, a predicted model, not a curated record